This is a messenger RNA of Endocarpon pusillum Z07020, 939 nucleotides long. RefSeq lists its product as uncharacterized. NCBI's taxonomy places the organism in Eukaryota, Fungi, Ascomycota, Eurotiomycetes, Verrucariales, Verrucariaceae. Gene Ontology annotation, molecular function: glycosyltransferase activity. Bases 1 to 939 code for a protein of 312 amino acids. The record is from RefSeq and is a predicted model, not a curated record. The transcript has a single exon.
AUGGAGGAUAACCCCGAUUCUUAUGCGAAGAAGUCGAAGAAAGUUUGGACAACACUUAUUACGAAUACAAAUUAUCUUUCUGGUCUACUCACCCUAGACUACUCCCUGAAGAAGGUUGGGAGCAAGUAUCCCUUGGUAGCCCUCUACACGGACACCUUCCCAGAUAAAGGACUUCAAGCAUUGAGAGCACGCGGCAUUCCGGCCAGAGAGAUACCCUAUCUGUUACCAUCAGUCCCCAAAGAAUAUAGUCAAGAUCCUCGCUUCUAUGACUGUUGGAGUAAGCUGGCACCUUUCAGUCUCACAGAGUAUGACCGAGUUGUACAAAUGGACAGCGACAUGAUGGUGCUGAAGAAUAUGGAUGAGCUAAUGGACAUCGAAUUGGACGAAGCCGAGCAAAACGGAGAUGGCCAGCGGGUUUUUGCAGCAAGUCAUGCAUGUGCCUGCAAUCCGCUCAAAAAGGCACAUUAUCCGAAACAUUGGGUUCCAGAGAACUGUGCUUUCACCUCCCAGCAUGACAAGCCAGAGGCGGCACAAGAGCAAGGAGCACCGCCAACAGCAGGCAUUGGUUCCCCAAAUGGAGGCCUGGUGGUGGUUAUCCCAGGCCAAGGCACCUACGACAAGAUCUCGUGUACCUUGCGUGACGGAGACAAGACGGCAAAUUAUGACUUCGCCGAUCAGGCAUUGCUUGGAGACGUCUUUCAUGGCCGCUGGGUUGGCCUCCCGUACGUGUAUAAUGCUCUCAAAACAUUGAGAUGGAAGGGAGUCCACGAUCAGAUUUGGAGGGAUGAUCGGGUCAAGAAUGUGCACUACAUCUUGAGCCCAAAGCCAUGGGAUGAGAAGAGCGGAGAAGCGUCGGAAGAAACACAUGAGUGGUGGCACGAGAUGAACGCAUCCAGGCUGGCAGACGAAGGAGCGAAAGGCUACCAGGACGGGUUUUGA